UCUUUUUUUUCUUUUGCUUUUCUUUCUUUCUUUACCUUGUCUUCUCUACUUUGCUCAAACAUCAGUUUUUCUUCGAUUUGUUGAUCUUCCUGUUUGUCUCGAUCUUUCUAUUCAAUGGACACUCAAGAUCCUGGUUGACAGAGAAGGAAACCCAAUUUGAAGAACCACUACAUGAAGUCUGAUUGUUGAAGGGGUCUGUCUUCAUUUAUUUAAUUUUGAUUUUUUCUUUUUCGGGUGGCUUUUUGAGGGUUGUUUCAGUAGCUGAGCUUUUGGCGGGUUUUGAUUUGUUUUGGAUUGGAUAUGGGAGGGUGUUUUCCUUGUUUUGGAUCAUCUGACAAGGAGGGUAGUGGUGGUGGAGAAACUGGUGGUGUGAAGGAAGUGGUCAAGAAGGAUUCAGUGAAAGAUGGUUCACUGUCUCAGUCCCACCGUGUUAGCAGAGUUAGCUCAGACAAAUCAAAAUCCCGGAAUGGUUCUGAUGUGAAGAAGGAACCGAUAAUUCCACGAGAACCAACUGCACAUAUUGCUGCACAAACAUUUACAUUCCGAGAGCUUGCUACAGCCACUAAGAACUUUCGGCCAGAAUGUCUAAUAGGUGAAGGGGGAUUUGGACGUGUUUACAAGGGUCGCUUGGAGAGCACAGGACAGGUAGUUGCAGUAAAACAGCUUGACCGGAAUGGUCUUCAAGGAAACAGAGAAUUCCUGGUGGAAGUCCUCAUGCUCAGCCUGCUGCACCAUCCAAACCUUGUCAACUUGAUUGGUUAUUGUGCUGAUGGAGACCAGCGCCUCCUUGUUUAUGAAUUUAUGCCGUUGGGAUCAUUGGAGGAUCAUUUACAUGAUCUUCCAUCCGAUAAGGAGCCUCUAGACUGGAACACUAGGAUGAAGAUUGCAGCUGGUGCAGCAAAGGGGUUGGAAUAUUUGCACGAUACAGCGAACCCCCCUGUCAUAUACAGGGACUUAAAAUCGUCUAAUAUCCUUCUUGAUGAGGGGUUUCGCCCAAAGCUAUCAGAUUUUGGGCUUGCAAAAUUGGGUCCUGUUGGUGACAAAACUCAUGUGUCCACGCGAGUGAUGGGAACAUAUGGAUAUUGUGCCCCAGAGUAUGCCAUGACCGGUCAACUUACUCUGAAGUCGGAUGUGUAUAGUUUUGGCGUCGUCUUUCUUGAACUUAUAACUGGCCGCAAAGCUAUCGAUAAUACCCGGUCACAUGGAGAGCAUAAUCUUGUUGCGUGGGCACGACCUCUUUUCAAGGAUCGUAGGAAGUUCCCUAAAAUGGCUGAUCCACUGUUGCAAGGUCGAUAUCCCAUGAGAGGACUAUAUCAAGCUCUGGCUGUUGCAGCAAUGUGUUUGCAAGAGCAAGCCGCCACAAGGCCUCUGAUAGGCGAUGUUGUGACGGCACUCACCUAUUUAGCUUCGCAAACCUAUGAUCAAAAUGCAGCAAGUGCACAAAAUAACAGAGUUGGUUCAUCUACGCCUAGGAGCAGGGAGAGGAGCUUCGCAGAUGGGAUGGACAGCCCAAGCGAGCACGGCCGUAUAGGGCGGCAUGGUUCCCCUUCCAGCCAUAAAAAUUCACCAGACUACAGGAAGAGAGACCAUGGUCGGGAAUUAAGCAUUGGCAAUGAGUUGGGCAGUGUUGAGGUUGGUGGUGGUUCUGGCAGAAAAUGGGUUUUGGAUGAUCCCGGGCGACAAGACUCACAGAGGGACAGCCCAGUAAAUGGUGCCAGAACAAGAGAAACUCCAAGAAAUCGUGAUUUAGAUAGAGAACGUGCAGUUGCUGAGGCGAAAGUGUGGGGUGAGAAUUGGAGGGAGAAAAAGCGGGCCAAUGCAAUGGGUAGCUUUGAUGGUACAAAUGAGUAGCUGCGCUGAAAUGCCUAUUCCUGUCUGUUUGUUCUCGUACAAAGAAAUGUAUUAUUCUUCUGCGAGGCACUGUGAAGAGAGAGAGAAACAUCCUUUACACGGUCUUGGUUUCCAUUUCAUCCCCAGGAAUAAGAGUUCUUGUCUUUAACUGUUGUUACUUGUCCUUGUCAUUCUUGUAGAGGAUGAAACUGAAUGCUUCAAUGGUGGUUGAAGGAAAGAAACACAGUUAAAGAAGGGUUGAUGUAGAGGACAAUGUCUGCUCUUCAGGCAUUCGACAGGUAACCCCGCUACGGGAUUGAUGUAUGUUACAUGUUAAUCUAUGUAUUUAGAGAUUUCUGAAGGUUAUGGAGGGUCUGAGUAGAUGUCUAAAAUUUCUGCCUGGCCCCUUUGUUGGGAGCAAGUAGUGGGUUUAGCUUGGGUUGUCAACAUGUUGUAUCUUGUACUCUCAUUUACAGUCUUACGGAUUUCUGAGUCUUCAUGUUUUCGGCUAAUAGAGAACGGGCCUCAUUGUAUGCA
Molecule: messenger RNA, 2367 nt
Organism: Tripterygium wilfordii
Lineage: Eukaryota; Viridiplantae; Streptophyta; Magnoliopsida; Celastrales; Celastraceae
Product: serine/threonine-protein kinase PBL27-like
Exons: 5
Coding region: 301-1851 (516 amino acids)
Biological process (GO): protein phosphorylation
Molecular function (GO): ATP binding; protein kinase activity
Source: RefSeq, a predicted model, not a curated record